Molecule: messenger RNA, 1446 nt
Organism: Salarias fasciatus (jewelled blenny)
Lineage: Eukaryota; Metazoa; Chordata; Actinopteri; Blenniiformes; Blenniidae
Product: hydroxyacylglutathione hydrolase, mitochondrial-like
Exons: 9
Coding region: 128-1057 (309 amino acids)
Biological process (GO): glutathione metabolic process
Cellular component (GO): mitochondrion
Molecular function (GO): hydroxyacylglutathione hydrolase activity
Source: RefSeq, a predicted model, not a curated record
GAUCUACUCCCCUUGAGUUGAUUGGCGCAGCCUGCGGAGGGCGAAGUUGAAAAGGGGACAGAGGCGGAACUGAACCAGAAACAAACUUUUCUGGUUAUAAAUUGAAGAGACUACAGUCGCCGUUGUUAUGUUAUUCAGGUCGCUGGUGGGGAGUGCCUGCACUCUGAUAGGAGCUGCAACCGCCGUCAAAUUCGCGCCCGUGGAAGUGAAAGCCCAGGCAGCCGCUCUCAUUCACAGCGCAGUGAGGAAAUCUUCCCUGGUGGAACAAACGAACAUGAAGAUCGAACUUCUCCCAGCACUCAGUGACAACUACAUGUACCUGCUGAUCGAUGUGGACUCCAGAGAAGCAGCUGUGGUCGACCCGGUGGAGCCAAUAGUGGUUGUGGAAGCAGCCAGAAAGCAUGGCGUGAACCUCACUACUGUACUGACCACUCAUCACCACUGGGACCACGCUGGUGGAAACAAUAAGCUGUUGAAGCUGAUGCCCAGUCUGAAAGUCUGUGGAGGAGAUGAACGAGUUGAUGGUCUAACAAAAAAAGUUUCUCAUUCCACCAAUUUCAAACUUGGAUCACUCAAUAUCAAAUGCCUUUUUACGCCCUGUCACACGACUGGCCACAUCUGCUACUAUGUGACUAAAGAAAACAGCACAGAGCCUCCAGCUGUUUUCACAGGGGACACAUUGUUUGUGGCCGGUUGUGGUAAAUUCUUUGAGGGUACAGCAGAGCAGAUGUACAAAGCCUUGAUUGAAAUUCUGGGAAACCUGCCACCUGAAACGCGUGUUUACUGUGGUCAUGAAUACACCGUCAACAAUCUGAAAUUUGCGCGUCACGUGGAACCAGACAAUGAAGAUAUUAAGAAGAAAUUAGCAUGGGCAAAGGAGAAGUGCAGCAAUGGAGAACCAACCAUUCCAUCCACUGUGGCUGAUGAACUGACAUUUAACCCUUUUAUGAGAGUGAAAGAGAAGGCCGUUCAAGACCACGUGAAGCAGACAGACCCAGUUGAAACGAUGAGAAGCCUUCGGAAAGAAAAAGACGGCUUCAGAGUGCCGAAGGAGUGAAGCUCGGAACAUUGCAAGCUGUACAUUAAUUGCAAAGAAAACCCCUGCAUUUCAUUUUCAAUGCCAUUUGAAAUCGAUCAACUACACUCACUUGCUUUUGGCACAUUAAGAGUAAAGUGUCUAUAAAUCAGUUUAAGGUUUGGUACGUUUCCCUGUGACAGUUUGGAGGAAUAUAUGGCCAUCAAUCAGAUGCUUUAAAAUGACAAUUUUAGUUUGGAAACUUGUAAAUGAAAAAGUUUUUAAGUCUAUUUAGUAUUAUGUUGUAAUAUAUUUAUGUACAAACUAAUGUUUCAUUGAGUGUUGGAAUCUUGAGAAGAUGGAGAGGCACUUAAGUAAAAGAUUUAAUAUGUGUACAAUAUCUGCUUUAAUACGAAACAGCAAUUGUAAAG